AUGGCGACUGGGUACCUGCUCCUCUUUGCUUUAUGGACUGCAAUGACUAGCAUUGUCAAUUGCUGCCCUGAGCAAUGCACUUGCUCGGAUAAGUACGCCCAUCACUUUGCUGAUUGCACAUACAAAGACCUCCUGGUGGUUCCGGUGGGUUUGCCUUCCAAUGUGACCACCCUUAGCCUUUCGGCUAACAAGAUCAAAGUGCUGAAAUCCAAAACCUUUAUUAACGUCACUCAGGUGACCUCUCUAUGGCUGGCUCAUAACGAAAUUGUAACCAUAGAGAGAGACACCUUUGCCCCCAUGAUACAGCUGAGGAAUCUGGACAUCAGCCAUAACAAAAUUGUUAAUUUCCCCUGGGAGGACCUGUCUAACCUCACUGCAUUACAGCUUCUGAAAAUGAGCAAUAAUGAAAUGGUGAAUCUGCCUAAGGAUGCCUUCUCCACCCUCAAAGACCUGAGAUCGCUACGCAUUAACAAUAACAGGUUCACGACCAUCGUACAGGGUACUUUUGAUGCUCUAACAGCCAUGUCUCACCUUCAGAUUUAUAAUAACCCGUUCACUUGCUCCUGCAAACUGGAGUGGCUACGGGAUUGGAUCACUGAGGCCAAAAUCUCCAUCCCUGAGCAGGAAUCUAUUGUAUGCGAAGCUCCCGCCCACCUGCAAGGUGCACUGGUCACGAAAAUGCCCAAACUGGAAUGCAAGAUGCCAACUGUCACCAUAACCUACCAGCCCAACAUUGAAAACACAGACCUUUAUGAAGGAAAUUUGGUCGUUUUGAACUGUGAAUCUAAGGGGAGCCCUAAGCCUCAGUUAAAGUGGGAAAUAUUUGCUGGAAACCAACAAAUGAAAUUUCCUUUGCCUGUUGUUGUUGAGAACAGUGACAUUCCCAUCAAUGGUGCACCCACCAAUACCAGAUUCCUGGUGUUUCAAAAUGGCACCAUGAUCAUUCCUCGCAUGAGUAAAAAAGAGGAGGGCAACUACACUUGCUCUGCUGUUAAUGAAAUGGGCAAAGCAGAGAGCAGAGUCAAACUGGUUGUGCUGGGCACUCAGAAACAUGCCAUUAACUCUGUGCUUGAUGCAAAAGCAGGCAUACAUCCACCUGUAAACAAACCUGGGUCUAAGGGUUCCAAAAACAAUGUCAUCACUUGGACCAAGUCCGAAGAGAAGACCAAAAGCAUUCCAACUAGUUCAUCUUCUGUGACUGGGAAUUCUGAGCAAAUUGAUGCAGGAUCUGCUAAUUCACCUUUUGCCAGCAAGUGCGGUAUAAAUGAUGGUACACAAUACAUAUCUAACCAUGCUUUCAACCUGAGUUUGGAUGAGCUCAAACAGUACACAUUUGAUUUUGGAGUGAUUGCUCUGGAGGUGUCAGAGACAGAGGCCAAAGUCCAACUCAACCCUCUGCAGCUGGCCAGAAGCAAAGCUAAUCUACAUCUCAGUCAGCCACAAGACCUGGAAAUUGUGAACAAAGAUGGUUUUAGUCUGUACCAAAACCCGGUCAAAAAAGCCACUCUGGACAUGUUGUAUCUUUGCGUAAGCACGGGAAAUGGGCAUUCAGUGGUUCAGUGGUCCAAGAUAGAAGAUGGUGUAAAUGCUUAUCGUUUCCAAGGCUUACAGCCUGGUACCAACUACACCCUCUGUCUCACCUAUGGAGGCCAGGAUUGUCAGGUCCAAGUUGUCUUCACGACUAGAAAAAAAAUCCCAUCUUUGCUGAUCAUUUUAGUGGUUAGCAUUUUCUUGUUGGUUUUGGCUACCGUGCCCUUACUUGGGGCCACCUGCUGCCAUUUGUUAUACAAGUACCAAGGCAAGACCUACAAGCUGAUUAUGAAAGCUCAGAACCCAGAUCAGAUGGAGAAACACAUAGCAACUGAUUUUGAUCCAAGAGCAUCUUUCGUGGAAUCUGACAAAAAUUUCGACGCUAGUGAGAUUGGAGAUGGUGAGGGUGAUGCUGAAGGCGAAGAGGGAGACGGGGAAGAAGUAGAAGGCAGCGUCGUUACGGAGUCCAUUCCUGGCUCGCAGUCCAAAACUCAGGAGGAAUUCGAAGUGGGCUCUGAAUAUAGCGAUAGAUUGCCGCUUGGCGCUGAAGCGGUGAACAUCAACGAGGAAAUCAACGGCAAUUACAAAGAGCCAAGUCGUUGAGCUACUCUUUGCUAAGGGUCAGUGUGUA
Messenger RNA from Chanos chanos (milkfish), 2161 nucleotides. RefSeq names its product immunoglobulin superfamily containing leucine-rich repeat 2 (gene islr2). The record is from RefSeq and is a predicted model, not a curated record. The transcript has a single exon. The coding region runs from base 1 to 2133 and encodes 710 amino acids. Gene Ontology annotation, molecular function: protein binding. Lineage: Eukaryota; Metazoa; Chordata; Actinopteri; Gonorynchiformes; Chanidae.